GGCUGGUUGGCCCGGUGUCCGUCAGGCGCAGAGCGCGCGCGCUGCUCAAAGCUUGGGCGUGUCUGUCUCUGUCUCUCUCUGCGGAAAGCAACCUCCAAGGGGCACUAGGUGCCAGUGAGGGGGAAGGAAGGGCAAACUGGACCAGGAAAGGAGGCAGAAGCCGAACAAGCCCACGCAGGGAGAGGGCAGCAGCUGAGGCUCCCCUGCUUCCUGGCUUCGCAUAGGCAUCUGGUUGGCCAUUGCAACCGAAAGGAAGCCAGGCUACAGGGCCUGGUGCUGCAGUUUCCUGCCUUCUUCCUAACGUGUGGCUGUUGCUGGGUGGGCGCCUGUAUUUUCAGCCCUGCGUGUGGCGUGAUCUCCUGCCUUAAAGCGAGGGUCUCCGAACCAGGGCCGGAUUUAGGUUUGAUGAGGCCCUAAGCUACUGAAGGUAAUGGGGCCCUUUAUAUGUCCAGCUGUCCUUUGUCAACAACAAAUUGUUGCUGGGUUUUUUUGUGUUGAAUAUAUAGGUAAAGGUAAAGGGACCCCUGACCAUUAGGUCUAGUCGUGGCUGACUCUGGGGUUGCGGCGCUCAUCUCGCUUUAUUGGCCGAGGGAGCCGGCGUACAACUUCCAGGUCGUGUGGCCAGCAUGACUGAGCCGCUUCUGGCGAACCAGAGCAGCGCACGGAAACGCCGUUUACCUUCCCGCCGGAGCGGUACCUAUUUAUCUACUCGCACUUUGAGGUGCUUUCGAACUGCUAGGUUGGCAGGAGCAGGGACCAAGCAACGGGAGCUCACCCCGUCAAGGGGAUUCGAACCGCUGACCUUCUGAUCAGCAAGCCCUAGGCUCUGUGGUUUAACCCACAGCACCACCCACGUCCCUGUUGAAUAUAUGCUAUAGGGUAAUUUAUGGACCUAAUAGGUAUCUAAAGCCAUUUGCACAUAACAAAAAGCUAACAGGCGGGGCCCGUUAUUUACAUCAUAGGUGCCUACACAACACAAAACACUGUUGCUGUAUUAGGUGUUUUUUUUUUUAUCUUAUAUUUUGGAAAUGUACAUCCAGGUUUUUUUUCCUUUAAAUUUUUUUGGGACCCCCAUUGAUUAGCUUAUACGUAAAUUCGGCACUGCUCCCAACCUUUACUGGACAACCUGGGUGCACAUUUUGAAAGAUGGCAGCAUGGUACAGAGGGGGUGGGAGAGAAUAGUCACGGGACAGCUGCCAUGAGGCCUAACAACACAGCCACCAUGUAGGGGGGAGGCAUGGCAUCAUACAAAAUUGGACAAAGCACAAUCAUAGAGAAGCUUUUCAUAUAGCUGUACUGUAUUUCCAUAUUUUAAAAACUGCUCAACCUGACAAAUUUCUGGCUAGAAAAUAAGAAAGUGUGUUGAAGGGAGGUGAAAAGCAGCAGCUCUUGAGAAAUAACACACAUACCAAUUGCAGCUCAGACUUCUCUCAUAAGCAGGCAAGAACAGUUAGGUUUCCUACUCUCACAAAAAUCAAUUAGAAGGGUACCUGCACGUUUUGCUUUGUAACUUUCUGUGGGGAGGGGAGCUAGAUUAAAAAACAAAACAACAUCUGGAACCUCUGCUUGGUGGUGCCAAUAAAUGCCAUUGUAGGCACUUGGGUUGGUGACCCCUGGUUUACACAUUCCUAUUUUUUGUGUCCAAAAUUGUGCUAUGCAGGGCUUUACAAAUGGAGUACAGUGGUACCUCAGGUUAAGUACUUAAUUCAUUCCAGAGGUCUGUUCUUAACCUGAAACUGUUCUUAACCUGAAGCACCACUUUAGCUAAUGGGGCCUCCUGCUGCCGCUGCGCUGCCGGAGCACGAUUUCUGUUAUCAUCCUGAAGCAAAGUUCUUAACUCAAGGUACUAUUUCUGGGUUAGCGGAGUCUGUAACCUGAAGCGUAUGUAACCUGAGGUACCACUGUAUAUACCAGAAAGAAAGAAAAACCUCUGACAGGUGAUUUGUUUAUUAACCCAUUGCCCAGUGCAGAUAUACAAUGCUUCUGCCUCUUGUGAAUAAUACUUUGUUGUCUUACUUUUCCUGUGUGUUUUAUGACAGGUGUUUACAAAACAAAGGAGGUCAGUGAUGGCAAAUGAAGGCACUCCUGUCCGACUAGGAGCCAUUAGUGUCCCUUAUGGGCAUGUGAUUGGCCAUGAAAAAUGGAAAGGCUCUCUGGUUGCUCAGGGGAUACAAGGUAACCAUGUCAAUAGAAAACAGAACAUUUGUGAAAAUGUAAUUAAAAUACAAGAUCUGGAUAGGGAGUUAGAAUAUAAUAUUUUAAGUCAGGUUUUUAAAGUCAGUUUUGAUCUUUUGUAAAGUGCACUUGCCAUGAGAGGCUGUAGCCCUAAAUAUAAGUGGGAGUAAGUUUUAUUGAAAUUGAUGGAACUUUUUAUAAACAAAUAUUAAUAUUGGAUAGGUAGACAAGGUUUCACCCGAAUUCAUAUUUGAUGCUCUGUUAUAGUUAUUCUGUUACUAAAAUCUUCUUGUAUCUCUUAUUUCAAGGGAAAGUUAAACUAAUUCUAGAAGAUGGCCUGGGAGUCGUAGACUUCCAUCUUUCAAACAGAUCCUGUGUCCUUUAUAUUUCUGAAGCAGACCUGGUUGCAGGAAAUGGCUUCAAAAGGAGACUUGUUCGCUUUAGAAACGUAAGUGCUGCCUGAAAUAGCUGGUGUUCGCCUGACUCCCCAUUUAUAGAACUUCCAUCGGCAAGAAUGUCAGGGCAAUUUUAACACAGUUCAAGGAUAGAGACCUCUCUUCUACUCAGCGCACACUGAUGGUACUAUGUCUGAUGCUCAAUAUAGCUAGAAAACAACCCAUUCAUGUAGUUUUAUCUUUAUCUGUCUUGUUUCAGAAAACUUGCGGUUCUUCCUGCCCCUGGUAUUUGCUAUCUUCAUUUUCUGUUUUAAUUUUAUUCUCACCUUUUAAAAACUGGCUGGUUCACAUAUUAUUAGUAGGUGAAGCUUUUCACAUUAUCUCCAUACCAGGAAAUGCUUUAUCUGUUUGAUUUCUUCAUAACUCGAGAUAACUGGUUAGCCACUGUAAGAAACAAGAUACUGAGUGUGACACAGUGGUAAUUGAUGGUGUUGGGUCUAUCAGGCUGCUGUUAAAGGCGCAGGAGCAGAACUAGAACUCGAACAGAAGUGGCAGCCAUCGUCUUUUCAAUAAGUUCAACCUUUAGGCUGAUAAAUAAAAGCUUGUCAGCAGCCAAGUCCCCCUCAUCCCUACUGAGCAAAGAUGAACAUGAGCAGAGGCUUGAUUAGAAACUGAACGUACAGAUCAAAGCACAUUUCCAUGUCACAUUUGAUACCACUAAUAGCUUUGUUCCAUCUAAUUCUUCUUUACUGUUUAAGGCUUGCAAUCUCCAAGGAAUUGUUAUAGUUGAAAAAACCCAGAUAAGCGGUCAGUAUUUUCCAGCAGUGCAAAAAUUUGUUGUCCUGGAACUUGGGAUGACGUUACUUCCAGUGGCAAGCCAAGAAGAAGCAGCACAGCUUAUUAUCCAGCUGGUAAGUCCCUUCAGGAGCUGUUUAUACUGCCAAAUGAGUGGAAUUGUGCACAUGUCAGGCAUAUUACAUUGGACAUGGGUAGCAAAUGGGGAAUGAAAUGAAGAGGGAACAGAUAAACAAUUGGACUGUGAGAACUUAGAAGAGGAUGCUGUGAUUACCAAGACCAACAUGGGUUCCUCGAAAAGAAGUCAUGGCAGAUGGAUCUCAUUUCUUCUUUUGGUGAAUUGGGGGAAUGCUGUGGACAUAGUGUAUCUUAAUUUCAAUCAGACUUUUGACAUAGUCCUUGGAAAGAAGCUGGUAAUGAAUUUCAAUAGGGACAAAUGUAAGUUUCUGCACUUAGACAAGAAGAACCAGGGGAACCAUGAGUUGCCAGUAGUACAUGUGAAAAGGAUCUUGAGGUCUUAGUAGACCACAAGCUUAACAUGAGUCAACAAUGUGAUGCAGCAGCAAAAAAGGCUGCAUCAAGAGAAGUAUAGUGGAAGUAAUAGUACCACUCUAUUCUGCCUUGGUUAGGCCACACCUGGAGUACUGUGUCCAGUUCUGGGCACCACAGCUGGAGAAGGAUAUUGACAAGCUGGAAUGUGUGCAGAGGAAGGCAACCAAAAUGAUAAAGGGUCUGGAAACCAAGUCUUAUAAGGAACAGUUGAGGGAGUUGGAUGUGUUUAGCCUGGUAAAGAUCUACAAAUACUUAAAGGGCUUUCACAUGGAGGAUGGAACAAGCUUGUUUUCUCCAGCUCUAGAGGCUAGGACCCAAACCAAUGAAUUUAAGUUAUAAUAAAGGAGGUUCUGAUUAAACAUCAGGAAUACCUUUCCAAUAUUAAGAGCUAUUCAACAGUGGAACAGACUCACACGAGAGGUUGUGGAAGAGGUUUUUAAGCAGAAGUUCAAUGGUCAUUUGUUAUGUAUGAUCUAGUUGAGAUUCCUGCAUUGCAAGGAGUUGGAAUAGAUGACCCUUGGAGUCCCUUCCAAUUCUAUGAUUUUAUGCCACCUUAAUAUUGUGUAUCUGUUUCUAUUGAGGCUCUGCAGUGUGUUUACAAUACUGGUGAUUUUUAAAUUUCAUUCAUUUUCUUAGUCAGCAGAGGAGCAGAGCAUACAGAAAAAGGGUUAACUCCUUUUCUAGAAGGCAGGAUCAACACUGCUCCUAAGGAGAGGGGGGAAACAUGUAACAGAAUGAAAUGAUUAACACUAAAAGCCACUAGAGGGUGCUCAGACUCUCCUUGUUGUCUGUUCCAGGUGCAGGAGCAAACUAAAGAUCAAGCCAGCAACCCCUUUUUGGCUAAGAAAUGUCCCCAGCUCUUAGAGGCUUCUGUAUUCCAAACGGUUCAGCAGAUUCCGGGAGUUGGGAAAACAAAAGCUUUGCUUCUCCUGGAACGGUUUCAAAACCUCCACCGGCUUUGCAACGCAUCCAUCCAGGAGCUUGAGCAAGUAGUUGGACACGCUCUAGCCCAACAAAUCCAUGCGUUUUUUGCACAGGCAAAGUAACCUCACCUGGUUGGGAAGGUGGAAGUGAACCAUGUAUGCCACCUCAAGCUCUUUGCUCAAAGGACAAAGGUGGGUUAUAAACAUAGUAAAAACCUCCAUGUAGCCUGCAUGCUUGUGCUGAACAGCGUCACAAACACAUUUUGGAUUUGGGUAGUGGCCUUGCUUGUUACCGCCAUGGCAGAUGGUUGUUGACUUUUGUCUGAAGUUACCUGAUGUAAGCCUUGUAUCUGUGACACAUAAGUAGCACGGCCAGGAUCCUAAGAACUGCAGCUGGUCCCAUGUGCCUAAGAAGGCUUUAUAUCAAUUUUCAAACAUCAGCUUCCAUUUCCCAUAACAAGCGUCCCCUGAAAUUGUGGGGGGUUUGCAAAAGCAGUUUGCAGGUCAAAAGGGCAAAUGAGAUUACAAAAAUCCCACUGAGUGCCCACCUGGAGCAGCUAUUUGGAUCUUAGCUACUUUUCCUUGGACAAGCCAAAGCACCCACUUAAUAUGAAACCCUUCUAGUAUAGGAUGAAAUGCCCUGAACGUUGGGGUUAGGGUUAGACGGAGAAGCACUCUGCUCACAAAUGCUUAAGCAGUGAGUUCUCAUUGUUUUUGGCUGCCUUUCACACCCCCUUUUUGCAAGAAGCUUCGGUUUUGUUUAUUUAUUAUUAUUGUAGGGAAAAACCACUGGGGAUCCAAGCCUCUGGAGGGUGAAGUGGUGCCUGGCCGGACUUUUGCAAACAUGAAGCCAGCAGUCGAGCUGCCAUUUUCUCCAAUAGGGACAAGCAACUUAAGAAGAACCAUUGCUGUGGUUGCCUCAAAUGACUCAUCAGAUCAAGGCUCCUGCUGUCACAAUUGCCUGGGGAAAUAUAUUCUCGCAAGUGGCGCUAUGAAACCAACCCUUCCCGCCCCCGAGUUGAUCGCAAGUCUGCGAAGCCUUAUUUAUUGCUGUUGCAUCAGCUUUCAUCCGCACCUGACCUGACCGGCUGCCAGGUUGCUUUUGCGUAAAUCAUCUUGUUUCAGGUGACAUGCUUGGAAACCGGCUGUCUUGGCGCAACCUGAAGAUCACUUUUCUGCCAGGCACCUGGGAUGCUGCCAACCUGAAACACGUAGGAGUGUCAGAGUUAAAAAGGGUGACUGACUCAGACUUCCUCACCUGCCGGUGGCGUUCUGUAUGCCUUUCGGUGGAGUCAUGCUUUCGUGAAACUCAAAGGUUAUAACCAGGCCCUUCUGGGCAAGGCUCCCAGCCUGCUGUUCGGUCCUCUUCAGAGAAGUGGAUGCCUGGGAGGACAAAUGGAAAGUGAUGCAUCUCUCUUGACUUUUUUACUGCCUGCAGUCCCAUUUUAAAGACAUCCCCUGUGGAUGUUCCUGCAUUUUGGUUAUGGAUGAAUCCACUAAUUUGAUUCCUGUCCUUUGCACAGUAUUUGCCAUUACAAGCACUCAAUUCUAGACAAGCAAAAAAAAAAAAGUUGUUUUGCUAAUUAAUUGUGUUUUCCAAUUAGUGGUUCUUUAUUGGUGGAAGGCAUCUGGUAGCUGAAUGGGGGAGGGAUGCAGUUUUCAGUUAUUCUUCCUGUGUGGCCUCCAGAUCUGCUUCAGAAGGUCCCCUAACCCUCUGGAGUGGAUACUUUGGGGUUGGGGGCUCCCAUGUCUUCAUCACAGGCACACAAAUUGGAGAAACUCUUAGUCUGUAGGCUGCCGACACAUUCUGUCUCCUCUGACAAGUUAACUGAUUCAGUAUUGCUUUUCAUCACUUUUGAGGGUCUUUUGGUUAAUUUGAAAAUUUCACUAAAAUUUCUAACUUUUUUUGCUAUUUUACUAACACCUUUAGUUUCACCUCAAUACAUGUGACUAUACUUGUUCAUGGUCUCCCCUCCUAUUACACUCUCCCCUCCCCUCUGAAUGCCCCCCAAGUUGAGAUUUGGACGAAGACCCUUAUGUAAUUCUGUAAAAUAUGGUGUAUGGCUUUUAUAAAUUAAAAAUAAAAAUAAUCACUAAAUGUUUUGCAAGUUCUAGGCGCAAGAACCACAGGUGAUCAGUUCUAAAUUUCAUUGAUUUAAUCUGAAGGGAAUAAUUUCUAUGAACUGUAGGGAUUUUUGUGGUCCUUGAUCUGUGAUUCUACUGCUGUAUUGAAAGAAAUGUGGGAAGUGGUCUUGGGGAAAACAAUCCUUGAAGGGUCCUCGAAGGCCAUGUGGGACAAAGACCCAUAGAGGUCCAUCUCGGCCAGGGUCUGGGAAUCUGCGGAAAGUGGCCCUGAGGUGGCCCUUGACUCCUAAACUGGAGCACAUGGGGACUCUUCCAAAUCCAGAGCAUUUUAGUGGGGUUGCUGUUUGUUUGGGACCUUCUACCACACAUGGUGCCUAUUCCCAGAUGUCAAGCCAUUCGGACCAGAAUUUUCCAAGAGAUUUCUGGCAUUGCCUCUCACAUCAUUCCACCCUCCCCUCAAAUUUACUCUGCUACCUAUUCUCUCAGAGCAGCUGCAACUAUUGGAAAUACAGCCUGCAUUUCAUGUUUGAUGUUUAAAAGUAUGAUCUCUUAGAGAAACGGAUGCAACAGAAUAAACUCGGUUGAGGAAGCUUCAAAGCGGAGACCUUUAUUGAAUCUUGGUGGCUUCUCUUACAAGGACAAUAGCACCAGUCGCCAUUCCCAG
This is a messenger RNA of Podarcis lilfordi (Lilford's wall lizard), 7589 nucleotides long. The record is from the annotation of a GenBank genome assembly. Lineage: Eukaryota; Metazoa; Chordata; Lepidosauria; Squamata; Lacertidae.